ACAAACAACAAAUUUUGUUGUUUUUAGGGUUUGACAAAGAAAGAAGACGAUGGCGAAAGCUGCAACAGAGAUGGAAGAGCUUCCGAGGACUAUCGUGCGCAGGGUGGUGAAAGAGAAGAUCUCCCGGUUAUCCGAGGAAGUAGAAAUCUCUGUUAACAAAGACGCUCUUCUCGCUUUCUCCGAGAGUGCCAGGAUCUUCAUUCAUUAUCUCUCUGCUACGGCAGAUGACAUAUGCAAAGAUUCGAAGAGACAAAUUAUCAAUGCGGACGAUGUUUUGAAAGCGAUUGAAGAAAUUGAAUUUCCAGAGUUUAUUGGGCCUCUCAAAGCCUCUUUAGAUGCUUUUAGAAGAAAGAAUGCUGCAAAGAAAGCAGUAGCAGCAAAGACAAAGGUUGUGAGCAAGAAAAGGAAAAUGGAAAACAAGCCCCCAGAGCAAAAUGGAGAUAGAGAGGUUGAGGAAGGUGAUGGUGAAGAUGGCAAUGAAGGCGAUGGUGCCAAUGUUAAUGACUGAGGGAAAGUAAUUCUAUUAUGUCACUAUAAUAUCUGUUUACCAUUUUUGUACAGAGAAGUGAUGCUGUAAAAUGUCAAUGGCAUCAUUUGCAA
Molecule: messenger RNA, 600 nt
Organism: Telopea speciosissima
Lineage: Eukaryota; Viridiplantae; Streptophyta; Magnoliopsida; Proteales; Proteaceae
Product: DNA polymerase epsilon subunit 3
Exons: 3
Coding region: 50-508 (152 amino acids)
Biological process (GO): heterochromatin formation; leading strand elongation; DNA damage response
Cellular component (GO): epsilon DNA polymerase complex; CHRAC
Molecular function (GO): protein heterodimerization activity; chromatin DNA binding
Source: RefSeq, a predicted model, not a curated record